CUCAUGUAUUCGUCUCGGCUUUCUUCGUCUGAACGCCAUUUUAACGAUGCAAUUCAAAUAACAAGCCGCAUCUGCUGCAGAAUUAUUCCAGGGAUUGACAUCAUUCAUUGUCGGGACAGAAGCUACGACACGUUCAGAAUUGCUGUCACUUGCAGGGAGUCAGGCCGGCAGUUGCAGGCUGCGGUGAUACAGCAGUUUUCUGAAAAACCAUCUAGAGGGGCGAAUACAGACAAGAAGUACGGCAGGGAAAACGCUGCACAUCACUGGUGGUGGACCAAGAUGUCGGACAAAAGUGACCUGAAAGCGGAGCUGGAGCGCAAGAAGCAGCGGCUGGCCCAGAUCCGGGAGGAGAAGAAGAGGAAGGAAGAGGAAAGGAAAAAGAAGGAGUCAGAGCUGCAGCAGAAGACGGAGCAGGUUCCAGAGGACUCGGAUCUGGACCGGAAGCGCAGGGAGACUGAGGCAUUGCUCCAGAGCAUCGGCAUCUCCCCAGAGCCCCCUUUAGUGCAGCCGCUGCAUUUGUUAACAUGGGAUACCUGUUAUUUUCAUUAUUUAGUCCCAACCCCUAUGUCUCCUUCUUCGAAAUCAGUGAGCACGCCCAGCGAAGCAGGCAGCCAGGACUCGGUGGAGGGGGGGGCAGUUGGAAGAUAUAGGACCCUACAGUGGGACACUGACCCCUCUGUCCUGCAGCUGCAGGCAGACUCUGAACUCGGGCGCAGGAUGCACAGACUGGGAGCCUCUAAAAUUACCCAGGUGGAUUUCUUGCCAAAAGAAGUAGUGACAUACUCCAAAGAAACUCAGACACCUCUGGCAGCACACCAGUCUGAAGAGGAUGAAGAUGAUGAGGAGAUUACAGAACCAAAACCUGGACCAGAUUCGGAUCUGCAAGAUGAAGAGGAGAAACAGGACACAAAAGAAGCCCAUCCCCGGGAGCUCACGGAGGAGGAGAAGCAGCAGGUCCUUCAUUCGGAGGAGUUCCUGAUCUUCUUUGACCGAACCAUCCGGGUCAUGGAGCGCGCCCUGGCGGAGGAUUCGGACAUCUUCUUCGACUACAGCGGGCGGGACCUGGAGGAGAAGGAAGGGGACACUCAGGCGGGAUCCAAUCUCUCCUUCAGCCGCCUGUUUUAUGAUGAACACUGGUCCAAGCACCGUGUUGUCACUUGCCUGGACUGGUCUCCACAGUAUCCUGAGCUGUUGGUGGCCUCUUAUAAUAAUAAUGAAGAUGCCCCACAUGAGCCUGAUGGGGUUGCGUUAGUCUGGAAUAUGAAAUUCAAGAAAACCACUCCAGAGUAUAUAUUCCAUUGCCAGUCAUCAGUAAUGUCUGUCGGGUUUGCGCGAUUUCAUCCCAACCUGGUGGUGGGGGGCACUUACUCUGGGCAGAUAGUGCUGUGGGAUAAUCGCAGUCACAGGAGGACCCCAGUGCAGAGAACACCCUUGUCAGCUGCUGCUCACACUCACCCAGUGUAUUGUGUGAAUGUGGUGGGAACCCAGAACGCCAACAAUCUGAUCACAGUUUCCACAGAUGGUAAGAUGUGUUCCUGGAGCCUGGACAUGCUCUCACAGCCCCAGGAAAGCAUGGAGCUGGUGUACAACAAGUCUAAGCCCGUGGCGGUGACUGGCAUGGCCUUUCCAACAGGAGAUGUGAACAACUUUGUAGUGGGGAGUGAAGAGGGCACAGUUUAUACUGCUUCUCGACAUGGCAGUAAGGCUGGCAUUGGGGAGAUGUUCGAAGGUCACCAGGGCCCUGUGACUGGCAUCAGUUGUCACAAUGCGGUUGGCCCAAUUGAUUUCUCACACCUCUUCGUAACGUCAUCCUUUGACUGGACCGUCAAGCUUUGGACCACAAAGCACAACAAGCCACUUUACUCCUUUGAAGACAAUGCUGACUAUGUCUACGACGUCAUGUGGUCACCAGUGCAUCCUGCACUCUUUGCGUGUGUGGAUGGGAUGGGCCGCUUGGAUCUGUGGAACCUAAAUAAUGACACAGAGGUGCCGACGGCGAGCGUGAUGAUCGAGGGGGCGUCGGCUCUGAACCGAGUGAGAUGGGCGGCGGGAGGGAAGGAGGUGGCAGUAGGAGACUCGGAGGGACGGGUCUGGAUCUACGAUGUUGGAGAGCUGGCUGUCCCCCAUGCUGAGGACUGGACCCGGUUCGCCAGGACCCUGGUGGAGAUACGUGCCAACAGAGCUGACGGGGAGGAGGAGGGGCCCGUUGAACUGGCCGCAUAGUUCCUGCUGCCGAGUCAGAGCUUAAGGGGUGACAAUGCAAGUACCAUAUUCAUUAACCACAGUGUUAGGUGUCGGGCAUUGAAUUAAAAUGCAUGUAUCACGUGCAGUGCACCGAUGCCCAAUCCAUGGUGUACAUGACAUUUAAUCCAAGCUGCAGUGAGUUUCAAAGGAGAAUAUAUUCUAUUUCUCCCUUGCAAGCAACUUUUGUGAUUAGAAUUUUGACAAUAGCAUAUCCAUGUAAGCAACUCCUAAUAUUUAGUGGUUUUUUUUCAUAUAUAGUAGCUUUAUUUAUUGGUUAGAGGCCUCUGGUGAAACUGGUAUUUACAGGCAGCACAACUACUAUUAAAUCCAUAUGAGACUGAAUAUGACGAUGUGCAGAUGUGGUAAUUUACCCAGUGUGGGACUGAGCCAGUAACUUAAGAUGUGGUGUUUCACACUGGUAUCUGACAUGCAGAAUGCUUGUACGAUAUGCAUAUUGUUGUUUUUAUUCAAUGCAGAGUACUGCAUGAAAUGUAUUUAUUGGAGUCUCUACAUAAUUCUUGCAACAUGUUGUAAAGUGUCAUAAACGUCUACAGAUCAGGUUAUCUUCACUGAAAGUUGAAACAUGAGGGUAUUUUUAAUUGGCUUACCUUCUUCAUGAGGAAGAAGCUUGGUUAUGAGGAUCUCCUGUCUAUUUAAAUGCUUUAUUAUUGUAUUGUUUUUGGGCCGCAGUUCAAAUGCAAUGUCUAGUAGUUUGCAAGAAAACAAAAAUGUUGCCAAUAAAUAACACAUGGUUA
Messenger RNA from Lepisosteus oculatus (spotted gar), 2999 nucleotides. Lineage: Eukaryota; Metazoa; Chordata; Actinopteri; Semionotiformes; Lepisosteidae. The record is from RefSeq and is a predicted model, not a curated record.